CGAGUGUUAUAUCUCAUCGAUUGAUAUUGUUUCUUCAUGUGAUUUUGGGAUUCGAUUUUGGCAAAACGAUUCGAUUUUGAGAUUUGAUUUUGAUUUGGACAUGUGAAAGUUUGUGAUUUUCGGUUUCGAUUUGAACAUGCAAUUCGGUUUUGAUGUUUAGUUUGGUUUUAAUUUUCAUAUUAUCAGUUUAGUUCAUCGAAUCUCUUCGAUUCGAAUCUCUUUUCACAUGCAUGUCCGCGUUAACACAUUAUUCGAUUAUGGGUUUGUUCGGUUUAGAUUUUGAAUAUGAUUGUGGGUUCCGAUUUGAUUUUGGAUUUGUUUAUCAGUUUCAGAAAUGGCAAAAACAAGAGGAGGAGGACAAGUUGGUUCUCAUCGGAGUAGACGUAAUCAAGGCUUGGAUGUAGUAGAUCCAACACUAACAGUGAAGAAAAGAACAACAAAGAAAGUGGCUGCCCCAACAAAGGCUUUAGUUCUAACGCCAACGAGAAGAAGUAGUAGAAUCAAGAAAGUGGCUGCUCAAGAUGACGAGGUAGAAGAUGAGCUAGAAGAUGUUACACCAGAAUAUAUUCCGCGAGAUGAUGAGCUAGAAGAUGUUACACCAGAAUAUAUUCCGCGAGAUGAUGAGGUAGAAGAUGUAACACCGGAAGAUGUAACACCAGUGGCUGAUCAAGCUGAGAAGGCAAGGUCUGAAGAUGAUAAAGAAGAAGGAGAAGCUUGUUUGAAAGGACAGGAACAGAAAGAGGAUGAUGGAGAACCUGCUAAUAUGGUAGAAGAUGAAGUUCUCAAUGAGGAAGGGAACGAAGAAGUCAGAAAUGCUCAAGAUGAUGAGAUUCCUAGUAACGAAGGAGUUGAGCUACCAGGGGAAGAAGUGAAAGAAAAAAAUAGAAGAGGACCAACAAAGAUGCGUAGAGUGGCUGGAAAUCCUAAUGAAAAGGUUGCGGUCACAUUCACUGACUUUGGUGAGCAUGUUGGACCUGGUUCAGUAACACUAUCAUCUUUUCUUGGUCCUCUUGUGAGGGAACAUGUUCCGGUAACACUUUCUGAUUGGAGAAGACUUGAUGCAGUGACUAAAGCAACAAUGUGGGAAGAAAUUCAGGGGAGGUUUAACUUGCAAGAAGAGUGGCAUAAAGCUGUUAUUUUCAAGCAGUUGGGAAGCUUGUGGAGGGCUGGGAAGUCAAGGCUAGUGUCACAAGUACGGGCAGCGAAGACUGCUGCUGAGAGAUUAAAAUUAAAACCCAGGAACGUCCCAUCUAUACAAGUGUGGAACACUUGGGUUAGGAGCAAGACUACCUCAAGUUUCACGGAAAUAAGUAAUAGGUACCGAGAGCUUAGAAAAAAUCAGAUUCCUCAUACCACCAGCCGCAAAGGAAUGAUUCGUUUAGCUUAUGAUAUGAAUAAUUAA
This is a messenger RNA of Raphanus sativus (radish), 1402 nucleotides long. RefSeq lists its product as uncharacterized. The record is from RefSeq and is a predicted model, not a curated record. NCBI's taxonomy places the organism in Eukaryota, Viridiplantae, Streptophyta, Magnoliopsida, Brassicales, Brassicaceae. Bases 335 to 1402 code for a protein of 355 amino acids. The transcript is spliced from 4 exons.